AUGGCGACUGGAAGCCAGUUCCUGGUCCUCGCUUUGGUCAAAGUCUGGGCAACUGUGCCGCUCCCGAGGCGUCCAUCAUCAUCAUCAUCACGCCAGCCAUCUUUGACGACCAUUGCGGGGCUCCUACCGAAAGCUGUGCCGCUCUGUUGCCAGGGAAGUCCUUUGCCCGGAGACCUUGCUCUACUGUGUAGAGAAGGAUGGGCACCCAUGGCAUCGGCUUGCCAACUGGCUUACUUUCCAGAAGGUCUGACGCACCUGACCAUUGGGAAUUCCCUCAAUACCAAAGUUCCCCAGACUCAAUUGCCUACCUCUAUUCCCUGUUCUGCACGUCGUGGGCUGUGGUUCGGCAACGGCGGGCAGUGCGGGGAGCUGGGAAAAGAAAUAUUGACUGCGCAAGUGCCCGAAGAUGAGCACGGCGCAGAUGAAGCCACUGGCCCCGCGUCCGCAACUCCUCGUCAACCGUCAACACAAAAUGGCGGGGCAGGCGACAACAAUGCGAAAAACCAACACAUCAGACUUCAGUCUAGGGCGGCUGGUCCUAGCUGGGGCGAGUCAGGGGUACCCCGCGGGAAACAUUGGGCCACUUGGACGAUCACUGGAUCGUCCUCUGGCAAUGGCGGCACUUGGGGAACUUGUGCCGAGCUUUGGUUAUCAACCUACGAGCACGCCAGCUACACGGGCAACGAGCUACUUCACACGUCUUGGCUGCCAAUUGGGCACAGUCGGGCAAUGGCUCAGCCCGCUCUAUUUAACCCGACGAUCGUUUUUUUGGAGUAUUUCGAAGGGCAUGCAUCUUCCAAGCAAGGCUAG
Molecule: messenger RNA, 810 nt
Organism: Colletotrichum lupini
Lineage: Eukaryota; Fungi; Ascomycota; Sordariomycetes; Glomerellales; Glomerellaceae
Exons: 2
Coding region: 1-810 (269 amino acids)
Source: RefSeq, a predicted model, not a curated record